This is a messenger RNA of Cajanus cajan (pigeon pea), 1286 nucleotides long. RefSeq names its product uridine-ribohydrolase 2 (gene URH2). NCBI's taxonomy places the organism in Eukaryota, Viridiplantae, Streptophyta, Magnoliopsida, Fabales, Fabaceae. Gene Ontology annotation, biological process: purine nucleoside catabolic process. The record is from RefSeq and is a predicted model, not a curated record. Gene Ontology annotation, molecular function: purine nucleosidase activity. Gene Ontology annotation, cellular component: cytosol.
UUAGAAACAAUAAGCAAUGUAAGUCAAAAAGCCAAUUUAGAUGUCUUCUGAUUCUCCACUCCGAUAACAAUAUCAAUUCCAAUUCUGAUUUGGUUCGGAAAGAAGAGAAGUCAAGUCAUCUCUCAUCUUUUGUAAAUAUGGCAGGCGAUACAGAAACAAAGAAGAUCAUAAUUGAUACCGACCCUGGCAUCGAUGAUGCUAUGGCAAUAUUCCUUGCUUUACGAUCACCCGAGGUUGAAAUUAUUGGACUCACAACCAUCUAUGGAAAUGUUUACACCACUCUGGCAACUAGAAAUGCCUUGCACUUGUUGGAGGUUGCUGGGAGAGAAGAUAUACCCGUGGCAGAAGGAUCUCAUGUGACAUUAACUAAAGGAACAAAACUUCGCAUUGCAGAUUUUGUCCAUGGGACAGAUGGACUUGGCAACCAAAAUUUUCCUUCACCCAAGGGUAAGCCCCUUGAAGAAUCUGCUGCUGCUUUUUUGGUUCACCAAGCAAAAGUUAACCCUGGAAAAGUCACUGUAGUGGCAUUGGGCCCUCUUACAAAUAUUGCUUUGGCUAUACAGCUGGAUCCGGAAUUUGCUAAGAACAUUGGGCAGAUUGUUCUUCUUGGUGGGGCUUUUGCAGUAAAUGGCAAUGUGAAUCCAGCUGCUGAAGCCAAUAUAUUCGGUGAUCCAGAUGCUGCAGACGUUGUAUUCACAAGUGGAGCAGAUGUACUUGCAGUGGGGAUAAAUGUUACACACCAAGUUAUACUGACAGGUUCUGAUCGAGAAAAAUUGGCAAGUUCAAAUGGAAAAUUUGCUCAAUACUUGAACAAAAUCUUAGAUGUAUAUUUCUCUUACCAUCAGGAGGCAUACAAUACCAAAGGGGUUUACCUUCAUGACCCAACUGCACUUCUUGCAGCUGUUAAUCCUUCACUUAUAACGUGCAUAGAGGGUAUUGUCAGAGUCCAAACGUGUGGCAUUACAAGGGGACUCACAUUACUCUACAACAAACAAAAAAGGUUUGGUGAAAUCAAUGAAUGGUCCAAUAAGCCAUCCGUAAAGGUAGCUGUAACAGUUGACGCUCCUACAGUUGUCAAAUUGGUCAUGGAUCGUCUUAUGGACUCUUGAAAUAGCUAUGAAGCAUUCAAAUAACACUGCUAACUGCUAAGUAUUGUCCAUUUGUAUUUAAACAACACUAAAAAGGUGUUCUGAUUAUUCUUGUUAUAUUUUUGUUUUAAAGCUUUUGACCUCUACUUUGCAUUUUAUUUCAAUUUCAGUGAGAAAGGAAAAAUUGUGUUGCUUUCA